This is a messenger RNA of Exophiala oligosperma, 1568 nucleotides long. RefSeq lists its product as uncharacterized. Gene Ontology annotation, molecular function: phosphate transmembrane transporter activity. The record is from RefSeq and is a predicted model, not a curated record. Gene Ontology annotation, cellular component: mitochondrial inner membrane. NCBI's taxonomy places the organism in Eukaryota, Fungi, Ascomycota, Eurotiomycetes, Chaetothyriales, Herpotrichiellaceae. Gene Ontology annotation, biological process: mitochondrial phosphate ion transmembrane transport. The transcript has 5 exons. The coding region runs from base 173 to 1153 and encodes 326 amino acids.
CAAACUCGUUCAAAAUCCCUUUUUCAAAAAGAUUUUUGUCUGUACAUCAUUGUCACCGUCACCGUCACCGUCGCUGCAAACUCUAGACAUUUGUUUGUCUCUAGAAUAGAAAAAAAAGGCUAGAUCUCUUUUACUGUCUUCUUUCAUUGCACUUCAUCUCCACUCAUUCGCAAUGGCUGCCACUCUUCCUCCAUCCUCGACCGGCUCGACCAAGCUCGAUGCCGCAGUUCAGGUCGCAAAGGCCAACGAGCCUCAGAAGCUCUCUGGUCUCGGCCUCUACAGCAGAUUCGCCUUCGCUGGUGCUGUCUGUUGCGCCGUCACCCACGGUGGCCUCACUCCCGUCGAUGUCGUCAAGACCAGAAUCCAGCUCGACCCCGUCACGUACAACAAUGGCAUGAUCGGAGGUUUCCGAAAAGUCAUUGCCAACGAGGGCGCAGGCGCUCUGUUGACCGGUGUCGGCCCUACCUUCGCUGGUUACUUCCUGCAAGGUGCUUUCAAGUUUGGUGGAUACGAGUUCUUCAAGCAACAAUGUAUCAACCAGCUCGGUUACGAAACCGCCGCCAACAACCGAACCGCCGUCUACCUCGCCUCCUCCGCUGCCGCUGAAUUCUUCGCCGACAUUGCCCUCUGCCCCCUCGAAGCCACCCGUAUCCGUCUCGUGUCCGAGCCUACCUUCGCCUCCGGUCUCGUCUCUGGUUUCAGCAAGAUCGCGAAGACGGAAGGUUUCGGUGCUUUCUACAGCGGUUUCGGUCCCAUCUUGUUCAAGCAGGUCCCUUACACCAUGGCCAAGUUCGUCGUCUACGAGAAGGUCGCCGAGACCAUCUACCGAUCUGUCGACAAGAACACUGCCUCGGAUGGAACCAAGACUAUCAUCAACUUGGGUUCUGGUUUGAUUGCCGGUUUCGCUGCCGCCAUUGUCUCUCAGCCCGCCGAUACUAUGCUGUCCAAGAUCAACAAGACCAAGGGUCUCCCCGGUGAGAGCACCACUAGCCGACUGAUCAAGAUCGCCAAGGAACUCGGUCUCCGUGGUAGCUACGGUGGUAUUGGUGCUCGUCUGUUCAUGGUUGGUACUUUGACCGCUGGUCAAUUCGCCAUCUACGGUGACAUCAAGCGUGUCCUUGGAGCCACCGGUGGUGUUGAGAUUGCCAAAUAAACGAUUCGAAGAUGAAUUUGACCGAUUUGUCCCUCCUUCUCCUCGGACGAUUUCCAAGCCACCACUCCUCUUUAUUUGCAUGUAAUUGGGCGCAACUUUCGAGCAUAGAACAAGAAGAGCCGGGGGCGAACACGAUCUGGAGCUUUUUGUUCAUUAUUUGAAUAGAUGCUGCAGCAGCAGCAGCAGCGGCUGAUGGUGGACAUGGAGAUCAUCAUGCGGGACGACGACGGAUUUCCGGUAUGCGCAUGUUUAUAGAAUUGAGCCUUUUUGCGGAACCAGACAGAUCUGCACGAGGCAUUGCAAGAGGUCGUUUCUUGCAGCACGAAAAGCCACUUUCUUGCCCUUUUUUCUUAUUUAGAUAAACGGGGAUCAUGUACCAACAAAAAUCAAUGGCACAACUCAUUUUAUGCUUUUA